This is a messenger RNA of Selaginella moellendorffii, 3213 nucleotides long. RefSeq names its product pentatricopeptide repeat-containing protein At5g27110. The transcript has 6 exons. Bases 1 to 2511 code for a protein of 836 amino acids. Lineage: Eukaryota; Viridiplantae; Streptophyta; Lycopodiopsida; Selaginellales; Selaginellaceae. The record is from RefSeq and is a predicted model, not a curated record. Gene Ontology annotation, biological process: RNA modification. Gene Ontology annotation, molecular function: RNA binding; protein binding.
AUGUUUUGGGAUGUUGGCUCAAAGAGUGGGCAACCAGUUGUUUCAGUAGAGCAAGCUGAGAAAAAGCUGCUGAAAUGUAUUCAGCUCUCCCCUAUGCCUUUGCUCAGGCAUUGUCUACUCAAUGAUGAAACUCGAGUGGAUGGCCGCAAAGUUUUUAUGGUUCGUUUUCUUCUCCUACUUCCCCCUUCUCUUCUUCACGCUCUACGGGAUGAUGGGAUGAUGGCCGUGGCAAUCACGCCAAACGAGAGGACACUAUCUGGUAUGGCAAAUAGCCCCCAAAGGCACUGGAGAGACUGUCAAAGCAAAUGGACCUCAUCCUUGGAGAAGUUGCGAGUCACGUAUCUCAAAAGACACACUGUGGAGAUGACGAGGACAGGUUUAGCAGCACCAGAGGCUUGCAGGACAUCAGCCACAGAGCGGAAUACAAAGACGAGGAACGAAAAGAAGUGGAAUUGGCAGAAAACAUCCAGCCAGCUCCGCCGCAGUGGAGGCUUGGAAGGGGAGCUUGAAAGAUCAAGUGGUGGUAGACAAAGAGCGCAAGCCAUUCAAUCUCAUUCUCAUGGAAUCUCUAAGAUUCUCCAGGCAGCACAAAGAUCCACGCAAACGCUCCAGGAAGCAAUCGCGGAGCUAGAGAGCACCACCAAUCACACCGAUCUCGCAACAUACGCUUCCCUGCUGAGGCGAUGCGCCCGCGAGCGAGAUCUCCCCAGCGGCUGGCGAAUCCACGCCCACAUCCUCGCGUCGGGACGGGGCAGCGACGUGUUCCUCUCCAAUCUUCUCCUCCACAUGUAUGGAAAAUCCGGCAGCCUCGCCGACGCGCAGCGGAUCUUCGAUCUUCAGGCUCAGCGGAGGAACCUCUACUCGUGGACUGCUAUGAUCGCAGCACAUGCCCAGUGCGGGCAUUGCAAGGAGGCGCUAGUGUUGUUCCAUCGCAUGGAUUGCGAGGGCGUGAGGGUUGCAGGGGUGACGUUCGUGGCCGUGCUAGGCGCUUGCGCUAAGCUGCGAGAUCUCGCGCAGGGCCAGCACGCACACCAACGAAUUCUCUCCAGCGGCGGCUUCUCCAGCAACAUCGCGGUGGCAAAUUCGCUGAUCAAGAUGUACGCCAGCUGCGGAUUUAUAGAUCUCGCAAGAGAAGUUUUUGAUGGAAUGUACAUACGAAACGUUGUCUCGUGGAAUUCGAUGAUUGUAGCAUAUGCCCAAGCCCGGCAUUUUGGAAAGGCGUUGGAUUUGUUUGACAAGAUUAAAGUGGAGCCGGAUAGGGUGACUUUUGUCACUGCGCUUGGUGCCUGCUUGGAUUUUCAGCAGGGAAAAGAGAUCCACGACAGGGUCUUGGCUUCGCAGAUCGAGCUUGAUGCUGUUCUUGGAACCGCGCUCUUGAAUUUCUACAGCAAGAUCGGCCGCUUGAAUGAGAGUAGAGAUGUCUUUGAUGCGAUUCAAAGAAAAGAUCCUGUCUCGUGGUCUGCGAUGAUCGCCGCAUAUGCCCAAAACGGGCAUUGCAAGUUGGCAGUGGAGCUCUUUUGGAGGCUCGACCAGGAAGGCAUCCAUGCAAACCAAGUAACUUUCAUCAGCGUGGUUGACGCAUGCUCCGGCCUAGGAGAUCUUCGCCAAGGGAAGGGACUACACGCGAGGAUACUCGAGCUGGGCUUUGACAGCCAUAUCACCGUCAAGAACACGCUGCUCAAUCUCCACGGCAAGCUCGGCAGCCUCGAGGACGCCGAGAAGGUGUUUCACUCGCGGGAGGAGAAGAAUGUGGCGUCCUGGAAUGCGAUGAUCGCCGCGUAUACUCGUCACGGGCAUGGAUCCAGAGCAGCCCAAGCGCUGGAGCUCAUGGACUUUGAAGGGACAAAGCCGGACGAGGUGACUCUCUCCGGGAUCUUCGACGCUUGCGGUGACAUGGGCGAUUUAGCGUCGGGGAGGAAGCUCCAUGCCCGGAUCCGGGGAGGAGAGCUCGAGCAGGACGUCACGGUUGCGAACAGCCUGAUCAACAUGUAUAGCCGGUGCUGGAGCGUGGUGGAAGCCGAGCUUGUUUUCCAUCGGAUGACAAAAAGAGAUCUUAUAAGCUGGAACAGCCUUAUUGCAGCAAAUGCCAUGCACGGGCAUCCAGCCGAGGCUCUCGAUCUCUUCCGGGAGCUCAGCCUCGAGGGCUUUGCCGCGGACAACUUCACGUUUACGAGCACGCUGUUUGCUUGCAGCCAUGGUGGCUUGCUCAAGGAGAGCCUGGAGGUGUUUGCGUCCAUGAUGGGGGAUUACCAGGCGGUGCCAUCGCCGCAGCACUAUGGGUGCGUUUUGGAUCUGCUUGGGCGGAUGGGGAAGCUGGGCGAGGCCAAGGAGUUGAUCGGUGGCAUGCCUUUGGAGCCUGACUCUGUGGCGUGGAUGAGCCUCUUGGGUGCGUGUAGCACUCACUCGGAUGCCACCAAAGCUUUUGGACUGGCUGAUAGUCUUGUGGAGCUCCAGCCAGAGAAGGCUGCUCACUAUGUAGUUUUUAGUAAUGUGGCAACCAAGUUUGAAUAGCCAUUUUCGAUUCAACGUGAUCCCAGCUCGCAAAGAUUGAGAACUUUGACCCUUGCUUAUGAAGAAACAUUCAUCUUCCUUCCUUUCUUUCUUACGCUACUUUCUUUCAAGAGCGGCAUAUCUGGAGAAGCAAGCAAGUAAAGUAAAAACAAUAUUCAGUUAGGGACACGAGAUAGAUUCAAGUUCAAUGAAGAAAAUAACUUUAGGAACUUCACGCCGUGAUCGAAAUUUUUUUGCGGAGGACAAGGGGAGGUGUUCAUGCUUCAAUGUCAGCCCAGGCAUAAGGACUGAUCGCUUUGACCUCUGACCUUCUUCCUGGAGAAAACUAUAGCUUAUGAUCGUUUGAUCAAAGGUCUACACUCUACUCAUUCAUUCUGGCCCUUCCUCAAUGGCUUUCUCGGUAGCUGCAGGCCGUCGUUGCUGCAUUAUAAAACGUAGAGAAGUUUCAGAAAGAAAUCUCUUUCUUACGUUAUACAGACACCAGAGAGAACACCAUUCCGAUCCACGCCUAGCCAAAGGGAACAUGGAACGCCAUCUGCAUCAUAGACAUUUUUUCUAUAGCAUUACCCUCCAGGAUUUCCAGCCAAGAUUUGAGUUGGAAAAACGUCCAAGGUCCUUCGUGAGGAGCAGAUACAUUUGUUCCACCUUGCAUUCUCUAUUGUUAUUUCUUUUUAGAUAUUAAAAAUGGAAUUAAACAGUCCA